AUGGGCUGCCUCGGCUGCGAAUUCUUCGCUUCGGGUGAACUAAUUAGAGAGGUGAAAAGUUCUAGCAGCUCCUUGAUUGAACCGAAGAUAAAGAAGAGGAGGAAAAAGCCCAAGACGAGUGAGUACAGGGGAGUGAGGCGGCGGCCGUGGGGGAAAUGGGCGGCGGAGAUAAGGGACCCGUUGAAGGCGGUGAGGAAGUGGCUGGGGACGUUCGACACGGCGGAGGAGGCUGCGAGGGCGUACGAUAAGGCAGCGAUCGAGUUUAGGGGAGCUCGGGCGAAGCUUAACUUUCCGUUCCCGGAACAAGAACAGCAUCAAGAGAAGGAGAAUGAGAAUGAACCUAGUGAUGAGCUUAAAUUUCCGACGUUGAGUGAAGGCUCAUCGGUGGAGAAGGAGACAGGGGAGGAGCGUACUACAGUGGGGUUGUGGGAUGGGCUUCCUGACCUUUUCACUUUCCGUUCCCGGAACAAGAACAGCAUCAAGAGAAGGAGAAUGAGAAUGAACCUAGUGAUGAGCUUAAAUUUCCGACGUUGA
Messenger RNA from Asparagus officinalis (garden asparagus), 534 nucleotides. RefSeq names its product ethylene-responsive transcription factor ERF109-like. The transcript has 2 exons. Gene Ontology annotation, biological process: ethylene-activated signaling pathway; regulation of DNA-templated transcription. Lineage: Eukaryota; Viridiplantae; Streptophyta; Magnoliopsida; Asparagales; Asparagaceae. The record is from RefSeq and is a predicted model, not a curated record. The coding region runs from base 1 to 534 and encodes 177 amino acids. Gene Ontology annotation, molecular function: DNA binding; DNA-binding transcription factor activity.